Messenger RNA from Arctia plantaginis, 1113 nucleotides. NCBI's taxonomy places the organism in Eukaryota, Metazoa, Arthropoda, Insecta, Lepidoptera, Erebidae. The record is from the annotation of a GenBank genome assembly.
AUGAUCAAUUUACAUCUCUCCCAAAAAUCUAAGAGAACUUAUUUUCCACAGCGCCGCCUUACCCAAAAAUACAGCAUCGCAGUCGGAGUCCCAACCCUGGUCAUCCGUGGCCGUCACGUCCGGGACCAGCUUCUUGAUGACGCCUUGGGAGAGAAGUUUCCCUGGCCUGCGCCUCCCCUACACGAAGUUUUAAGAGGCGUGCAACUGCAAGGCGAUGGAGACAGCAGACUAUAUGAAGAAUUGCCAGCUGAUGCUGUCAGAGUGUUCUAUUUUGCUGCUCAUUGGUGUCCUCCCUGCCGGUCGUUCUCUCCGAGCCUCUGCGCUGCGCUUGCAGCGGUUCGCAAACGCCGCGCUAAGUACUCCAACACGCAGCUUAUACUCGUCUCUAGUGACAGAAGCGAACAAUCCUACAAUCGCACGGUACAGUCAGUCUCAUCAGUGGGCGCGUUGUCAGUGCCUUGGUCUGCUGGUGAUGCCCGGCUGGCCAUGCCCGCAGCGCUAGGAGUCGCCGGCAUACCUGCUCUGGUCAUCACUGACGGCACAGGGAAGGUGCUCACUGCUAAUGGAAGAAAUCAUCUCGCUGCUGAUCCUCUUGGAUUUAACUUCCCGUGGGCACAGCGACCGGUGUCAGUGCUGACAGAACAAGCUCUGUUGAAGAUGGCUCGCCACCCAGCUGUGGUUCUUUUCAUUGACGAUGAAGAUUCAGAAAUAGAGUUUGCCGAAUCAGUCCUGACUGCGUCCGCAGAAUCUUACUACGAAGAGUGUAGCAUCCAAUAUCCAGGCUUUUGCCCGUACCAGAACUCUUCGGACGACGAAACCAUGGACUUCGACUACUCAACAUCACGACACUCCAGGAUGAAGAAGAAACCUUUUAAACACGUCAUGUUCUACAUUGGAAUAGAUGGGACUGACAGCGCAGACAUGCUCAGGGAACACAUAGGCCUGGACGAUGCUGUACCUCUUCUUACCUCCAUAGACUUCCCGAAACAGAAGCUGGUGACCAUGAAGUACGGUGAUGAGAUCACCACAGAUUCUGUACAGAACUUUGUGGACUCGUACCUGAGUGGAAACGCAGAUUUUAAACCCUUAAAGCCGUAUAGUGAGAAGUGUUAG